AUGGCUUUUGAGAGGAUCAGCGAAGCAGUGGGCAAGCGUCAUAAGUGUCGCCGUGCUCACCACAGACUAAGAAGCGCAUCUAAUUCUGGUUCGGAGUCAGAACUCCAGUACUGCUUGGAUGUACCCCAUCCCCAAGCCACAUAUUGGUCACCCAACCGUCUUGAGUGGCCCGAUUGGCUGGCCUGCUCGAGUACACCGCGUACGGGCGUCUUAACAGAGUCAGUAAUGGCCCUUUUGAUUGAAAACGGGAACAAAAGGGAUGCCUUCGGUCCACCAGAAGCCAUUAAUGCUUCUGCACUCUUUUCGCCGUGGUUGUGUGAACUUCGCCAGGAUUCCAUUACUUCAUUUUGUGAUUUGGUCAACCGCCUCAUCAAGAAGUUGGAAGUCGCUCCAGAGGUAUACUCCUUUUUUCCAGAUUCGUUGUUGGCCGACCAACUUGUUGAUUCUAAACGACGCCAAGAUGCAUUUGAGCCCUUAUUUAGAAACUGGCUCCAGGGUCGUUCCGUCAGUGGUGACCCAGGCUUUGGAAGCUCCGUUCCCAACUCAGCUUCGAUGACCAUUCCUAAAGUGACCAACGGGUCUGCAACUGUGAUAUGCAUCGACAAUGUGUGGCAAUGGGACCCAAUCAGCGCGGUAAAUGCCUAUCUGCGCUCCGCGAGCAUUGUUGACCAGAUUUUCACGCGAUUGCCCUGCUCUGAGGAGGGACACACUCUCGUGGACUGGCGCCGGCUCAGUAAGAGCAGGGACUUUCCGAGUCUUCAGAUGAUUCUGGCCACAAGCACCUCGGAGGCGGGACGGCAGCUACUAAUGGACCUAUUUCUGUGCCAAAAACAGGCUGAGGAGAUUAAGCUGAUCCAAAUGUCUCUCAUUGACGUCGCAUUGAACUUAAACACACCGGACGUGGACAAGCUGAUAAAGAGUGCGGAGCCCUUUCAGGCUAUUCCCAGAGCUGUUUUUAACAUUCUGUGCCAACGCAAACGCUACGACUACCUUCCGGUGGUGGAGUUAGCUGUUGCCGCGGCGGAGGCAAAGGCAGCGGCAACCCCCGAAGCGCUUAAAGUGGGUUCAACCGCCACCAGCGCCAGUGUGGAGGGCCUGCUGCGACGCUAUGAAAACGCACUGAUGUUGGCACACUCUGAGGACGCUGCCUCUGAUGCCUCUCUUCUCACCGAUGACGACGGGCUGCAGCACUGCCGACCCAUCCUCCUUAACGCUCUUCGUGACGCCUCCCAACUAGACAAUCCGGAUGAGGUUUUACUCGUGUUAAUCCGGUUUAUCUGGCUUCUGCCCUCGCGCGGCUGCAAUCCAAACUCCAGAGCCAACGCUCCUCUCAUCAACACUAUUGAUGUGCGUCUGGUUUACAAACUUCUUCCCCUCCUCUUUCAGAGCAUUUUUCAAACCGCUACCUCCACUGCUUCCUUCAAGGGCUCUGCUUUAGAGAAGUUCCUGAAGAUGCACAACCCUGAAUCAAUGGGACGGUGCCUAUUGGGCGCAGCCUACCGACGUCACUUGCUGCCCGCCUAUCGAGAGAGUGUACGCUACGUGGGUUUCCCGCAGCUGGUCUCGCCGGUGGUGCAGAUGUUCAAAGACCUCACAGCAGCGCACCAUCAGCCCUCUGCCGCUUCGUCCGCGCUCCAAUCUCUGCGACAUCGAUCCACCGUCUCCGCAGCCGGUUCCACUGCCUCCGAUAGCAGUGAUCCCACCCUGCUCUCCAAUGUCAGCAAAUUCAUAGCAAUGAGUGGAGUGGUGGUGGGUCGGCGGGCGCCAGCCCCCUACGCCGCUCCUCUGGUGAUUCUCGUUAUUCACGGCACCAUCACAUGGACACUGGCGCGGGACAUCGUCUCUGCAGUUACCCGCAACGCUCCUCAAUCCCUCGAAGUCCUCAUAGUCUGCAACUUCCUGUUGAGGGGGCGUGAUGUAUUUCACCAAUGCCUCCUCUGA
Molecule: messenger RNA, 1941 nt
Organism: Echinococcus granulosus
Lineage: Eukaryota; Metazoa; Platyhelminthes; Cestoda; Cyclophyllidea; Taeniidae
Exons: 16
Coding region: 1-1941 (646 amino acids)
Source: RefSeq, a predicted model, not a curated record